Molecule: messenger RNA, 2529 nt
Organism: Penaeus vannamei (Pacific white shrimp)
Lineage: Eukaryota; Metazoa; Arthropoda; Malacostraca; Decapoda; Penaeidae
Cellular component (GO): extracellular region
Molecular function (GO): chitin binding
Source: RefSeq, a predicted model, not a curated record
UCGUCCCGUUCGCGCACACGCCGCUCGCCUCGUCGCCCGGCCCACCACGUGCCCGCGCGACCCGCCACGGCACGCAGCCAACACGCCCUCGGUCGGAGGGUUCAUUGGAAUAAAUAAAGUACUUGUCGUGUCUGCCUUUGAGCGCAUUAACUAACUGUUGUGUAAAUCAACUUGUAGUGUCAUAGGAACAACCGAGAGGCCACGUCAAUCAAAUCAUUACUACCCUCGAAAACCGGCCUAUACCAUUGCAAAAGUGAAGCCCUUAAGUAACUACCUCAAAAGCCACCGCAUAGGACCAUAUAUAAAAAGCUGGCACCAUUUCAUACGAGUGAACCUUCAAAAUUUACUUAACUAUUUACACAAUUUAUAGACAAAGACUGCCAAAAAUCAAAUCAAAAUGAACAGAGGAGUGAGAUUACAAAGAUGAUUCCGAGCGUGGAAGUGUGACUCCAGGCAGCCAGAGGACAUCCGCCCUUCAUCCCCGCCCACCAACCGACCAUGACGCCCACGGCCGCCCACGCUACCCAGGGAGCACCUGCCCUCCGCCUCGUGAUCUUAGCGGUGUGCGCGGCAACGACCAACGGUCAGCAUGCAAUGCCCGGGGUCUUUCAACUCGGAGAUACAGAGUCAGCGUUCAUGGACGCGGAGCAGAUGUUCGGAUUCGUCAAUUUCGAGAGCCUGAGGAUCAGCAGCGGCGAGGCGAGGGCCGACGCCGCUCGGACGCCGGCCCCCUCCUCCCCUCGCGACGGCGACUUCGCGGCGGCGGAGAGCGGGCGGCCGACCCGAGACCCAUUCGAUGACAUCAUCUCGGGAAAAGUGGCCGGCCACAACGACAGUGUGAAUGUAGUCCCGGAGACGGGGUCCGACCGCUCACACGCUCCGAUCUCGUCCGAGGCCGAUAAAAAGAGCAGGUCAGACUUAAAGAGCGCGCCCCCUGGCGCGGGCGGCCGCCGAGUUGACAAACGGGUUCUGGCGCGGAUUAUGAGGGAACAGUUCAACGAGUUUAAGCAGCGGCUCACGAGGAAGGCCAAGUCCCUCUCUCUCUCGGGACAGCAGGCCGAUGGGUUCAAAGGCACAGCAGAUACGGGCGCGGCCGCCACGAGCGCUACCAGCGGACCCUCGGCCGACGCAACGGCAGAACCGCCGACCCGAGUCCUGGUGGGCGAAGUGGUCCCCAAGGCGGCGCGGCGGGCCGGCGAGGAGCCCAGCGGCGUCAGGUCCGGCCUGCUGCGUCAGGAUGCUCACCCCAUCCCCGUCACCUUCACCUCCCUGCCCGGGUUCCCGUCCGUCCCUCGCGCGCCCGGCACCGGGGUGGCAUCCGUGGCCACGGGAACUGCGGCCCAAGCAUCUGCUGGCCCCUCUGCCUCGCCUUCAGGGGGAAGAGGCGGCGCCCCGUCCGUCAUGAUCGACUCCCUCUUCGGCGGGGGCGAGCGCGGGUCGGGCAUCCGCGGCGCAGGGUUCAGCCGCGUCCCGGGCGUCCCAGGGCCCAGGAGGCUCCCAGGCGUCAGAGGCACAACCACCACCAGGACUUCCUCCAGCCCCCCCGACCUCAUGUCUAUCCUACAGACGCGCCUCAUAGGCGGCGUCCGCAGCGUCUCCAGCGGGGCAUCAGGCGGCGCCCCCACCGCAGUGACAGGCGGCGGGGGCGUGCUCAUGGCGGGCGACUCCAUGCUGCUUCAGUUCGACCCGUCCAUCGUGGUCAACUUCCUCACGCUCGUCGCCCUCACGCAGCAGCAGCAGCGACGUGGCGAAGGGUCGCCGCAGGGGCAGAGGAACGCCUCGCCGGCGGGAGGGCCGACCAUCGCCGUUGCCGCGCCGGCCUCGGAUGGGGAGUUCGGGCCCUUCAGCGACGGCGCCGACCCAUCCGCCGGAGUGGAUCCUUCGACGAUCUUGCUGCCCCCCAUGCUGCGCCAGACGCUCUACUCCUACCUGCUGCCUCGCCUGGCAUCGCUCAGUGCCCUGGUGGAGACAGUGCCCGGGGUGCCUGGGCUUGACUACCCGAUCAUAGGCACCGUUCCUUACACCAACUUCUACUGCUCGAACAUGCCCUGGCCAGGAUUCUACGCCGACACGGAGGCCAGGUGUCAGUCGUGGCACUACUGCGACCUGGACGGGCGCCAGGCGUCGUUCCUGUGCCCGAACGGCACGGUGUUCAACCAGGCGUUCUUCGUGUGCGACUGGUGGUACAACUUCGACUGCGAGUCCGCGCCGUACCUGUACUCCCUGAACGAGCGAGUGUUCGCGCUGCCGGAGGUGGACGAGACGGCGCCGCACCGCACCCUCACGGCCGAGAUGCUCGAGACCAUCUUCCUGUGACCUCCUCCUUGACCUCGCCCGCCCGCGCCGCUCCUCCCCUCGGGCCAGGCCGAAGCGCUUUCACUCCCUCGCGGCCACACGCACCCGCCCAAAGAAGACAGAGGAUUCGCAAUAACACCGCACGCAACAUCCAAGCAGGAGGAGCGGGAGAGGCAGGGAGAAUCUGUGUGUGACUCGUCGCCUCUCUCUUUUCCCAGAUGCAGUGACCCUCGC